Molecule: messenger RNA, 2874 nt
Organism: Anoplopoma fimbria (sablefish)
Lineage: Eukaryota; Metazoa; Chordata; Actinopteri; Perciformes; Anoplopomatidae
Product: phosphatidylinositol 5-phosphate 4-kinase type-2 beta
Exons: 10
Coding region: 545-1783 (412 amino acids)
Biological process (GO): phosphatidylinositol metabolic process
Molecular function (GO): phosphatidylinositol kinase activity
Source: RefSeq, a predicted model, not a curated record
GUAGUUCCAGCGGCGGCCUGCUGGGGGCGCUGUUGGCCGUCGGGAGCCGCACAGACGCCAUCUUGAGGAGACCCCGAGCUGGUUUGGUGACUGACAACAAUCUCGGGCGCAUCAUGAUGGGAUUACUCACCAACAAGUAGAACAGCGCCGCACCAGCUCUGCGUUUUUGCACACGUUUAACGGGGGGUGGGGGGUGGGGUGGUGAAAGCAAGAGCAGCUGCCCGGCCCGUGUUCACCUCUGCCCGGCCGUAGAGAGGAGAGAGGAGCGGGGAGGCUGCGAGCCCGAUGGCCGGCUAGCUGCUCUCUGGACUCCGCCGCGGCCUGCUCGGGGAAGAGGAAGGGGGUGGUGACGGAGCAAAAAUGCUCCACCGCUGACUCCCCAAACAACACCCAGAGAGUUUUGGCCGACGAGCACGAUGCUCCUGUAGACUCCAGUGACUCCCAACAAAUCUGCGUGUUGUGCGUCGAGGCCGGUGAGCGACCCGAGGCCCGUCCGUCCGUCCGUCCGUGCGUCCGUGCGUCGGAGCCCGGAGCCCCCUGCAGCAUGUCAUCCAACUGCACCAGCGCUGCGCCCGUCAGCGCCAGCAAAACCAAGACGAAAAAGAAGCAUUUCAUAGGACAGAAAGUGAAGCUGUUCCGUGCAAGCGAGCCCAUCCUGAGCGUGCUGAUGUGGGGGGUGAACCACACGAUUAACGAGUUAAGUAAUGUGCCUGUACCAGUAAUGCUGAUGCCAGAUGACUUUAAAGCCUACAGUAAGAUCAAAGUGGACAACCACCUAUUUAACAAAGAAAACCUGCCUAGUCGCUUUAAGUUCAAAGAGUACUGUCCCAUGGUGUUCAGAAACCUGAGGGAGAGGUUCUGCAUUGAUGACCAGGACUACCAGAACUCUCUAACGAGGAGCGCCCCACUCAACAGCGACUCCCAGGGUCGCUUUGGCAACCGCUUCCUGUCCAGCUACGACCACCGCUUUGUAAUUAAAACAGUGUCCAGUGAGGAUAUAGCUGAGAUGCACAACAUCCUAAAGAAAUAUCACCAGUUUAUAGUGGAGUGUCAUGGCAACACGCUGCUCCCACAGUUCCUGGGCAUGUACAGGCUAACUGUGGACGGGGUGGAGACGUACAUGGUGGUGACCCGGAAUGUAUUCAGCCAUCGCCUCACCGUACACCGCAAAUAUGACCUGAAGGGUUCUACGGUCUCAAGGGAAGCCAGCGACAAGGAGAAGGCAAAAGAACUCCCAACUUUUAAAGACAACGACUUCCUGAAUGAAGGCCAGAAGCUGCAGAUAGGAGACGACAACAAGAAGUACUUUUUGGAGAAGCUAAAACGUGACGUAGAGUUCCUGGCAACCCUAAAGAUCAUGGACUACAGUCUCCUGGUGGGAAUCCAUGACGUGGAGCGGGCAGAGCAGGAGGAGAUGGAUGUGGAGGGCGUGGGAGAGGAGGAGGAGUACGAGAACGACGGGAUGGGCGGAGGAGUGCUCACCGGCUCCUUCGGCACGCCUCCCGACAGCCCCGGAAACCCUCUCAACUGUGGAGGAUUCUUCGGCCCCGGGGAGUUUGACCCCUCUGUGGACGUUUACGCAAUCAAGAGCCACGACAGUGUUGUGAAAAAGGAGGUUUACUUCAUGGCUAUCAUCGACAUCCUCACACACUAUGACGCGAAGAAAAAAGCUGCACAUGCUGCCAAAACUGUGAAACACGGGGCGGGGGCCGAAAUAUCGACGGUGAACCCAGAGCAGUACUCGAAACGAUUCUACGAGUUCAUGUCCAACAUCUUAUCAUAGACUCAUCUCCCAUCUCCCAGUCCAGCCAGUCACUUCCUGUCAUAGACCUGUCAAAUGCCACGCACUUAUUUCUCUUCCCCUUCACCUCAGCAUAGGUCCAUCUCCCCCCUGCCUCCCAACGCCUCCCCCCCAAAAAAACUACCAGUGUCCUCCCACAGCUAGCACGAGUCUGGCAGGAAGGAUGCACGCCGCCUGUUACACUGACCCCCACAAACACUCACCCCAACACCUCCCAGACUCCCUCAUCCACUAGCUGACUACAAAAACUCAUGAAACCACUCUUUGAAUUCGGAAUGGCAUCCCGAUAAUCUCCCUGUUCUUUUUAAAAUUUUCUGCCUCCCAUUCUUCUUCAGCCACCUUGUUACUCCUCACGCCAGCACGGAAACUGUCUCACUAAUGCCUUGAACGAGUGUGUCAGCUUCAGCAGUUAACAGUCCGUCAGUACAGUCUCUUUGGUUUCUGUUCAUGUCGUUGUUGUUCUUAUACUUUCUAUUAGACACAAACACACAGACACACAGAUGUAAACAACUUGCACAGAUGCUGAAUGGUCAGAUUGCAUGACAAACACUUUUAACAGUUGCCAUCAGGCUUCUCUCACAGUACAAACAAAAGAAUCAAAAGCACUGCUGAAAAAAUUGGAACAACAGGGGAUAAACACUUUAAUAUAUAAUGGUGUAUUAAGUAAAUGAAUGCAAUAUCAAAAAUGCAUGGCUGAUGUGUACAUGAGACUCCACCAGUAAGUUGAAACAUCAAACCACUGAACUUAGCAUCUGAGUGUUAUGACUUAAAAAAAAAAAAAGAAACUGAAAAAAAUGGUGUUUGAAUGUUACGUUGCCAUAUUGUUUUUCAAUAUUUUGGAAAUUUUAACCGUGAGCUUGGUGGAGGAUGGUCUAAGAAAAAAAAAUUCACAUAAAAAGGGGAAAUCUGCAGCAAAUACUUGUUUUAUUACCAUAAGGAUCAUUUUUAUAUCUUGUUUACAUUAAUGUAGCAAUUUUGUGUUUGUAUACAGUAUUGUUUUGUUACCAACAGACAUUAGGAAAAAAAAGUUACUUGAAAAUGAUUCAUUGCAUAUUAAAGGGAGUUUUAUCUUG